Siniperca chuatsi (mandarin fish) is the source of this 1823-nucleotide messenger RNA. It is a transcript of the gene rwdd4, whose product is annotated as RWD domain containing 4. The record is from RefSeq and is a predicted model, not a curated record. The coding region runs from base 284 to 817 and encodes 177 amino acids. Gene Ontology annotation, molecular function: protein binding. NCBI's taxonomy places the organism in Eukaryota, Metazoa, Chordata, Actinopteri, Centrarchiformes, Sinipercidae. The transcript is spliced from 8 exons.
ACUCAACAGACGAAGAAGAACUGCGCAUGCGUGUAGUAUCAUGGUAGCACUGGCUGUACCAGCUGGGGAAGUUGUGAAUUAUUACAUAGUAAAGUUUUAAUGAUGAAAAUGGGUUAUUAACUCGUCAUAGUUUUUAUAAGUUUGAAACAAUACACAGGGAGUAUAUCAUACAGAAACUGAAGGAAAAUCAUGACAGCUAACGAGGAUCAAGAGAAGCUAUCAGGACAAGCUGCUGUUGAUACCUGACGAACCUCCUGUCACUCCCUCACUUCUUCAAUCACAGAUGGAGUUGGAGGCUCUUCGCUCCAUCUAUGAGGGGGAUGAGUGUUUCAAGGAAAUCAGUCCAGUUUCCUUUCAGUUUAGGAUAGGAGAUCUCGAGGACACCAAAGCGUUCAUCCUGGACAUCACAUGGCCAGAGGCUUACCCUGAAACGGCCCCGCAAAUCUCCCUUGACGCCUUUUUCAACAACAGAAUCUCUACAGAGACGAAACAGCAGAUCCUGUCAAAGCUGGAGGAGCAGGUGGAGAUUAAUCUGGGCACUGCAAUGAUGUACACUCUGUUUGAGUGGGCCAAGGAGAACCAGGACGCUCUAAUGGAGAACCACAAGCCUGUCACUGCUGUGACCUUGACGUCCAGCAGUGAGAUGACAACUACCAACUCAACCGCCAAGAAGAAGGAGAAGAAGGAGCAGCUGACUAAAGCUCAGAAGAGGAGGAUCAUCAGCAGAACUGAUAACAAAGGGGAACUGCCAAGAGGUUGGAACUGGGUUGAUGUUAUCAAACAUCUGAGUAAAACAGGAGGAAAAGAUGAUGAGUAGGCCUGAGGGCAGUGAUCUGGUGCUGCUUUAUACAAGGAAGUGCAGUGAAGUCUGGACUCAUUGCAGCCUGUUGAUGCUGCUACUCCCGUCUAGAUGCCUUCACAUCCUUCAAUUUCAACAUUUAACACUCAACAUGGCUACUUCCACCCUGAGAACCAAAGCGGGCUGGAGAGCGGUGGACUUCAGGACUCACACACACUUCCAGCUAAACUGAGACUUUGGGCUGGGAAUUAUUAGAAGCCCUUUCUGUGUUUUAUGUGUUUGUGGUGUUUGUGGAAUGUAGCCGGGGGAAGAGGAACACAUCAUCAGAUUUCGUUCAUCAUACACAGUUUGCACUCAAAUAUUCUGCUCAGUCACCCAUCAGGGUGGAGUGUGCUUGCGAUACUUGCUGUCACUGCCAUGUUUUCAGUCUGUGCGAUUAGGCCCAGCUGCCACUGGAGCCAUACAUGUUGGAUUGUGGUUCUAAAUGGAUGUGUCAAAGUGUCAAGUAGCAUCAUGUUGUUACUUUAAGGUGUCAUGUGACUUUGUGAAAGCAGAGAAAUUUUUGAUAUCACGCAAAAUGUUACUCCUUUCACCAUUUUCUUAUUUUGACGGAUGUUUCUUUUUUCCUAUGAAUUGAAAACCUUAAAAAUUUUUAUAUAUAAAUAAAACCGCAUUUGGUCUACUGCUUGUCUAAUAAUGUAAUUUACCAUUGGUUUGAUGAAUUGUGUGAGAUUUAAGAGUAUGAGUGCUUUAUUCAUGUGAAUAACUAGUUUCUCUGCAGCAGUUUUGUGUAUGAACAUAGAGUGCAUUGGCAAAGAUUGACAUCUGUCUUCAAAGUGAAGCACUUAAUUGUAUAACACAAUUCACCAGUUCUUGUAUUAAAUCUAUAGCAGGGGUGUUUUCAGGCUACAUAAUUCAGUUGCUUGCUACUGUCCUGAAAGUGUGACGUUACAAAAUUGUACCUGAGUUACAAAGGACGUGGAGGGAUUUUUGCUUUCAAAAUAAAACAAAAUCUGAUAAUUGG